AUGUCGUUGGCACAAGCGAUGCGUGAUCCCGGGCAGUGGCUCGAAGAUGUGUAUCAUGAGAUUGAUCAGAAGAUGAGUGAAAUUGAACGCGCUAAUAUGGAGAAUAGCACGAAGAUGAACGAACUCGCGCGUGAACAGAAAGCGCUUGCGGCGAGAUUGCUAGAGCUCGCCAGCCGCUAUGCGCAGGCUCUCUAUGGUGAGGAGUUCCUCGACGUCAGUGAGCAGAUGCAGAGCAACAGACGUGCGCAAGAAGAGAGUCACAGAAAGGUGAUAGAGCUCAAGAACGCAAGAGUGGAACUUGAAGAGAAGUACAAUACACUCAUGGACGCAGGUGCGCUGUGGCAGAUAUUUGCGGACGAGUAUGAUGCAAGACCCAGCACCUUGUUCGACGUCGCCGAUGAGUAUGAAGCAGAAGAAGUCGCAGAUGAGGAGCAAGGUGCGUUGCAUGAGCGUGCGACUGAUGCGCGGAGAGAAGAGAUGCUGGCGGACGAGCGUGCCGUUGCAGCAAGACCGCAGGAUGAGCUAUCCUGGGUCCCCGACCAUGGUCGUUCGGAGUGGAGUGAAGAUGAUGUUCUUAUGUCCGAUGGCAUGACCGGCGAUGAGCAGUUGCUGUACGGUGGCGAAGAUGAGAGCUACGACAAUGAUGACGAGCAGCACGGAGCAGAGAAUUCUGGGGCUGACUCGAAUGAGAAUGUGAGUGAAGUCGAGCAGGUCGAAGAUGACCUGGACUACAAUGUGCGAGAUGACCAGCGUGAUCUCGCUGGAGCAGAGCAGGAUCACGAAAGCCGUGAAGAUGAGGUGGAUGAGUCGGUGUAUGCGGAGGAACAAUAUGGACAUGACGUGGACGAACCGGGCCAUGACAUGUAUGAGCCAGUACAUGAGUUGGACGAGUCAGGCCGUGGAAUACACGAUUCGGAGGAUGAGACGCGUGACUCGGAGGAUGAGAUGCGUGACUCGGAGGAUGAGGUGCGUGACUUGAUACACAAGUUCAGUGGACGUGAGAUCAAGCUAUUGCGGAGGAAUGGAGCUAACUGGUCGUUGCCAGCUGAAGCCCACAGUGCUGACGCAGAAGGUGCAGUACGCGCAGAGCAGGAAGGAGCCGCCGUUUCGUCGGAUGACAGCGCUUCGGUAAGUGACGUCCUACUGGAGGAUGAACGGUUGACGGGCGACGCAGCAGAUGUGGCAGCUUACGAUGAUGAAGAAAUGUACGAGGCCGUGGCGGAUGACCCGGAUGCAGACGAUGAGAUACCACAUCAUGCGGACUGGAAGGACACGGCAGAAGAGCUCUUCUUGCUGGCCUUCGAAGCGACAGAUGAGGACGAGGAGGACUUCAGAGCACAACUGAGGCAUCGAAUGGAAGUGGCUCAAGAUCUUGCGAAGCUGGAAAAGGUCGUCGAUGAGUACUGCAUUGGGGCGAUGACGGCCGCAGCUGAGGUGCCAGGGAAGUGCUUCUUUGGUAAGCUGGCGCGCUACGGCAAAGUCAAGGGUGGGCCAACGAGCACUCGUGGCAGCUGUCCUUUCUGCAACAAGUACAAGAAGCAGAAUUGUUACUUUGUGUAUCUUGCACCGGGUGUGCAUUCUGGAUAUGGUCCGCGGAUCGGAGGCAUCAUACCGGAUGACGGAAGCCGCAAGUGGGGGCAGCAAGAGCCUCGUACGGUGACUAUCAAUGGAUCCCAGGUACGGUGGAUAGUCAAGAAGAAGAAGCAGACAGGCAAGGUGGCAGGGGAGGCAAAUCCUCUGUUUGACGUUGGGAACGGCGUGCUGAUCUGA
Messenger RNA from Cyphellophora attinorum, 1770 nucleotides. RefSeq lists its product as uncharacterized. The record is from RefSeq and is a predicted model, not a curated record. The transcript has a single exon. The coding region runs from base 1 to 1770 and encodes 589 amino acids. NCBI's taxonomy places the organism in Eukaryota, Fungi, Ascomycota, Eurotiomycetes, Chaetothyriales, Cyphellophoraceae.